This is a messenger RNA of Phytophthora megakarya, 1011 nucleotides long. NCBI's taxonomy places the organism in Eukaryota, Oomycota, Peronosporomycetes, Peronosporales, Peronosporaceae. The record is from the annotation of a GenBank genome assembly.
AUGAGGAUCACGAACGUCGGCGACAAUGUGUUGAUCCUCCAUCAGGACCUGCGGAUUCGGGAUCUGGCUGGACGGCGAUCAUGUCCCGCGACUACAGGGCUUGAUUUCAAUGGGGUCCCGGCGCUAUAUGGAAAUCUGGCUCUGGAAGCGACUGUGGAUCCCCGAUCUGCGGAUCCGGAAGAUCCGCCUUUGCCUGCGGUGGAAUGCCCCGAGUACGGAACUCCGCGUGAAAUACUGCAACGGUCAAGACCGACGAUGAUCAAGUGUCCGAAGGGCAGAUCAAGUGAAGAUCAAGAGGUCUUUGACCACUCGUCUUCGGACAAUCCGCGACCAUUGGAUUCAGCGUCUAUCGCAGAUGACGACUCUAUGUCACAAGUCGCAACGGUUGUGGAGGCGUUGGACGAUCGGGAUCCGGGCUCAUCAGAUAUUCUAACGGCAGACCCGGCUCCAGUUGAAGCCCUAGCCUUGGAUACUGUAUUGGCAGAUGAAAAUCUAAGUGGUGCAAUCAGAGUAGAUCAAAAUCCGCCAUUCCAAGAAGUCCAAGAUCCAAAGGUGGUGACGUUGAAGGGUGAUGGGUUUGACCCAUCACCCUUUAACGUCACCACCUUUGGAUCUUGGACUUCUGGAGGAUCUGAAGUCUACGCUACGGUAUUUUUCACUGGAUAUGGCGAGCGGAUUUUGGGUGGUAAAGAUGCCGGAUUGGACCCGCCUGAUCUCGGCCUUUAUCAUCCCAUUUGGACUUUUCGAAAUCGGAUGCCUUUUGGGCUGAAGAAUGCGCCGCAGAUCUAUCAGCGGACGAUCCACAACGCAAUAUAUGGGUUCACCCGGAUCCCGAAAUUGACAAGUGAUCUGGAAUGUCUAGAUGUAUUCGAGGCUGGAGAACCUGAGGAUCCGGGCAAACCAUCAGUGCUAGGACGCAGAUCCUACAUCGAUGACAUCUUAGUACCAGCGAGCAAUUGGGAUGAGCUAUGCGAUCGUGUUAAAGACCUUUUGGGGGCGUGCGACAAAUAG